Rubroshorea leprosula is the source of this 1330-nucleotide messenger RNA. The record is from the annotation of a GenBank genome assembly. NCBI's taxonomy places the organism in Eukaryota, Viridiplantae, Streptophyta, Magnoliopsida, Malvales, Dipterocarpaceae.
GGUUUCUUGAUCUCUAUUUUAUGCUAUUGAUAACAUGAACUAAAAGAGAAAUUUGUGUCUGAGAUUACUCUUGGUGCUCAUUGCAUGAUUGUGCAUGAAGCAAGGCCAUGUUUUCCAUCUCGAAAAAUCUCUUAUUCUCUCCUACACUUCUUGUGUGAAAAACAAGAGAUUACCGAAAUAGUAAAGGAAUGGGUGACCAUUAGAUUUGUCUUAGCAAUUGGUUGGAAUGUUUGGGUCAGGGAGCGGACAGCUGUAUUUGGGAGUAAAAGUUUCUGGCAUUACUAUGCUCUCAAUCCUGGGGAGUGUUAGCACAACCCUUGUUCACAGCAUAAGAUGAGUCUUUCUGUUUUCUGUCUUGCUAUUAUUACCUUUUGUUCUCUCAGACCAUGUCGCCAAAACAAAUAUUAGAAUGAUUUUUGGUUGUUAGCCUAUCAUUAAAGAGAGAAAUAAAACUUUAAUUAGAAAAGUGUACUCAAUAAAACUCAAUUUGUAGUUAUAUAGAAUUCAAAGGUGUGUUUCUUUUUCAUGCAUUUAUUGUGAUUUAGCUUUUGCACAUUAUUAUAUGAGGGCAUUAAGAUGCCAAUAUCUCUUUGCAAGUUAGCGAAGCGAGGACGAUUAACCAGAUGGUUUUAGUGAUAUAACCUGUGUCUUAGUUUGCAGGGUGCGUGGGAUACCACCCUAUUAUCAAAUUGUCACACAAUUAUUUAUCUAAAAAUUUCUAAGCUAGAACAAGGUGGCUGCAUCACUUGAACUUAGAAAAUGUUUUUGGAUGUCUUAACCUUCAUCUUCAAGUCCUUUGAUUUCUUGGUUGGAUCCAUUAAUGUUUCUGAUUAGUUAUGCUUAUACCAUUUACUUGUUUCAUCAUAGUUUGAUUUUCUAUUGAUGAGCUCUACUUGGUUGAGACCAUUCUUUGAUUUGAAUUGGAAUUGCUGCCUUUAUGUUCUAAUCUGUCACUUGUUUCUUCUCAUCUGUAUUUCCAAUUUUGAAAGGCAAACUAAAGUAUUUCCAAAUAAAAGAAAAAAUAGAGGGAAUUCGGAAAAAAUUAGUUCUCUUCGAUGUCAGGCAAUUUUCCAGGCUGUAGAACACGUGGAGAAAAUGGGGACACGUGGCUUUACUGGAAUUUUAUCCUUCCUGAGAAGUGCCUUUUUAAUCCCUCGUUUGCAUCGCAAACCUAAAUCUGAAGUGCCUCUCUCACAAAACAGGCAGAGGGAGAAUUUUCUUAGCCUUGUUGAAGGAAAAAACUAUUUACCAGUAUGGCAGACGAAAAUUCAUCGAAGCCGGUUCCUGAGCACUGGAAACUGGUUGCCGAGAAGAAACGCAAUGGGUCUGA